AUGGCCUGUGGGAGGAAACCGGAGUACCUGGAGGAAACCCACGCAGACACGCGGAGAACAUCCCUGAGCAGGCUCAAGAUGGAGGAAUACCAAAAGGCCAUAACCUUCCUCCAGGACAUCAUCCAUCUGUUCAGUGGGAUGGAGAUUGGUCCAAAGGGAGACACCUUUGCCUCUCGCUAUGUUAUUGGGGAAAAAUUAGGUGAAGGAGGCUUUGGAGCUGUCUACAAGGGAAGACGUGUUUUUGAUGACUUGCAGGUGGCCAUCAAAAUCGUCUCAAAACAGCACGGGCAAGGACGUUAUGUUCAAAGUCCUGUUGAGCCUAAGGCUGUGCCUGUGGAGGUGGGUCUGUUGCAGGUAAUGAGCCAGCCGCCCAUCUGUAACAAUAUAAUACAGCUCAUCGAGUGGUUCAACGAGCCUUACCGUUACAUCCUAGUUUUGGAGCGCCCAGAUCCUUGCACAGAUUUGGAGAGCUUCACUGAUUACUUUGGAGGUUCCAUUGAUGAAGAGAGAGCUUGUGCCAUAAUGCUCCAGGUACUAGAGGCAGUAUGCCAGUGCUGCAAGAGAGGUGUCAUGCACCGAGAUAUCAAACUGGAGAAUAUUGUGAUCAACACAGACACCUCAGACGUCAAGCUUAUUGACUUUGGCGGCGGAGAUUGGAUCAGGAAAACUGGUUAUAACGUAUUUGCAGGCACAUUUGAGUACUGCCCUCCUGAGUUCCUUCUCAAGGGGAGGUAUCAUGCCAAACCUGCCACAGUUUGGUCUCUAGGUGUCCUACUGUUCAGGGUGGUUUAUGGAAACCUUCCCUUUACAGAGGAGGAGGAUAUCGUUGAUGGGCUUCUGUACUUCAAAGACGGCCUAUCCAAUGAAUGCUGCAAUCUGAUUCGCUGGUGCCUGCAGUACAACCCAACCAGGAGGCCUAAUUUGCAGCAGAUCAAGCAGCAUGAUUGGUUCAGGUGCAACGUGACAGCCUAUCAUAAUGACAAAAUAUCGUAA
Colossoma macropomum (tambaqui) is the source of this 993-nucleotide messenger RNA. RefSeq names its product serine/threonine-protein kinase pim-2-like. Gene Ontology annotation, cellular component: cytoplasm. The transcript is spliced from 7 exons. The record is from RefSeq and is a predicted model, not a curated record. Gene Ontology annotation, biological process: regulation of mitotic cell cycle; negative regulation of apoptotic process; protein autophosphorylation. Gene Ontology annotation, molecular function: protein serine/threonine kinase activity; ATP binding. Lineage: Eukaryota; Metazoa; Chordata; Actinopteri; Characiformes; Serrasalmidae. Bases 1 to 993 code for a protein of 330 amino acids.